This is a messenger RNA of Carya illinoinensis, 4495 nucleotides long. RefSeq lists its product as uncharacterized. NCBI's taxonomy places the organism in Eukaryota, Viridiplantae, Streptophyta, Magnoliopsida, Fagales, Juglandaceae. The transcript is spliced from 3 exons. The coding region runs from base 1592 to 3052 and encodes 486 amino acids. The record is from RefSeq and is a predicted model, not a curated record.
GGGUUCGGAGAGAUAUAUUCAGUUUUGAUUUCUUUGUUUUGUAAAAUUGGAGAGACGCGGACACCCCUCAAACUAGCCAACACCUCAUCCAUACGAUGUGUUGAGCUUCUCUGUCGUGAUUGUUAGUCUUUUGUGGCCCUCCGGUGACUUGGUUGCCGGAGGGAUGGGUUUGGGUCAGGGUCAGAAUGUGAGAGAGGUACUAGAUGGCAGAGAUCGGCAAGAUGAGGGGGCUAGAGGCACUGAAUGAUAGACGUUUGCUAAAGCUUUGAAUCGUCCCCUGCCUCCAACGAAAUUCAGGGUGUCGCUUCGUAGACCAGAGAUGGUGAAUGGGGAGUUGGGGUUUGUUUUUUCGGACUCAGAGAUGGAACGUGCUGCCGAAGACUUGAAGUAUGCCCUGGUACUGAAAUUUGUUUCCAUUCGCCCAUCUAUUGACGUCUUGAGGGUGCAGAUAAUUAAAACCUGGGAUUUUUCAGAAGUGCCAAUGGUAAGCUUUAUGGAUGAUCAUCACGUUUUGCUUCAUUUGGGUAACGAGAAGGACUAUAUGCACGCUUGGGCAAGGGAAGGAAGGGUUGUGGCUGGUUGCAAUUUUCGGUUGUUUAAUUGGACUGUGAAAUUUAACACGUCUAAAGAGCCUUCAAACGCACCGCAAUGGUUAUUCCUACCAGGUCUCCCGCUUCAUCUAUACCGAUUGGAUUGUUUGCAAAGUCUUGCGUUCAGAUUUUGGUGGUUUUUGGGCACAGACAAGGCUACAUUAUAUCAUACUAGAGCCACUAGGGCAAGAAUAUGUGUUAAGGUUGAUUUACAGGAUGAUCCGGUGAAAGGCUUUCCGUUGGUUGUUGGUCAGUUGUAGAGUUUGGCAGGAGGUGAUUUACGAGAAACCAGGUUAUUAUUGUAAGAAAUGCUUUAGGCAGGGACAUACGAAUGUUGUUUGUCAUGUUGGACUGAAUUUGAAGUGAAUUGACAAGGGGUUUGGUCAUGAAGAGAAGAAAAAAGAGGCUGGUCAUGAAUGGCAAGUUGUGGGAAGAAAAAAGGUAGUGGGUGGAGUUGGUUCUCGGGAAGAGGAUUUUGGUCCUGCGAUGGUUGAAUGUGAUAAGGAGGAGACGGUUACUCUGGGUAAAGGUAAACAUGUGAUUUUAGAUUCGAAUGACCUUGAUGCUGACAUGCAGGUGGUGGAUUCUAUGUUUGAGAGAAAUAAGUGUGGUGAUGGUACUGAGGGUACUGAGGGUGGUGUGAUGGAGGUCGAGGAAGGUGAGUUUAGAAAAGAUCAGGAGAUUAUUAAUGAAGGGUGCACAACUAUGGUGGUUUGGGAGAGUGAGAAAGUGAAGGAGACAGAGAAGGGUGUUUCUGAAUUUGGAUUGGAUCAUGAUGGGUGUCCUCAGGCCCAGGACCAUAAUGCUAUGGAGGGGCCAGUUUUGUGUUCUAAUAAUUUUGAAGUGUUGUCCGAGGGUAAUGAGGAGGUAGAACUUGAUCAUGCUAAGGAUUUUGAUUUUGAUACUGGCUCUCGGAGUGGUUUGAAGGAGGAUUCAGCCAAUAAAGCAGGUACUGUUCGUAAAUCUAGACGGGCGAAGUCCCACCCUCGAAAACUUAAUUUAUGAUUGAGAAUAUGCUUGUUUGGAAUGUCCGAGGCUUUGGGACUUCAAAAAGAAGAACUAGGAGUUCGGUGAGGAAAUUUAAAGUUUUAGUUUUCGCUAUUUUGGAACAUUUUCAAUCAGUUGAUAAGUUACAGAGAUGGGCUUGUACUCUUGAUAUGCCGUGUGUAUUUUCAAAUGCAGAUAUGGAUGGAAAAAUUUGGCUUUGCUGGAAACAGGGGAUUGAUAUGGAGGCAGUGGGUCAUAAUAACCAAUGUAUUUCAGUUCUUUUCACAGAUCAGUCUGGAUCUAUUUUGACUUCUAUUGUGUAUGCGAAAUGUUCUUACCUUGAGAGGAGGGCAUUAUGGGACCAUCUGUGUGGGGUUUCCGCUGUUGGUAUUCCUUGGGUAGUUAUAGGUGACUUCAAUGUGAUCCGUUCUAAUGAGGAGAGAGUGGGUGGGAAUUCGAGAUUGAGGAUGGCAAUGGAUGAGUUUAAUUGUUGUAUUCAUUCCUGUGGGUUAAUAGAAUGGAGACUGGAGGGUAAGCAAUUAUCUUGGUGUAAUGGGCGUCAAGGGUUAGCUCGUAGCUGGGCAAAACUGGAUAGGAUCCUGGUGAAUAACUUUGGAGGUGCUGUUGGUCGUCUUUUAAAUAGAAGAACAUCUGACCAUUCUCCUAUAGUUCUCCAACUGAGUUCGAUUAACAACAGAUAUGGUUCCUCGCCUUUUCGAUUUCAGAACAUGUGGACUUUGCAUCUAGGGUUUCUUACUUUAGUGGAGAAUACUUGGAAGAGUAGCAGGAUUCAAGGGAAUGGGCUUGAGAUUCUUGUUGGGAAACAUAAGAAGCUAAAACUAGUUCUUCGGAGUUGGAACAAGGAAGUUUUUGGGCAUGUUGAUAAUCAUAUUCUAAAGCUUGAGGGAAAAGUUGAAUUAUUAGAAGAGUAUCUUCAACAAAAUUUCUCUUAUGAAGUGGAUGCUGAUUUGACAAUGGCUAGAAAUGAUCUUGAGUUGUGGGCUCAUCGAGAAGAGAUAAGGUUAGCACAACAAGCCAAAAAAGGGUGGCUUGAGGAGGGAGACCAAAACUCUAAGUUUUUCCAUGCAGUUAUUAUUCAACGGAGGAAUCAGGCUUGUGUAAAGCAGAUGAGACUACCAGAUGGGUCUACACUUGACUCUCCUGAGAUGGUACAUGAAGGUGCAACAGUCUAUUUUGAACAGUUUAUGACUAAUGACGUGGAGGUGGAGGAACCUAUGUUGGAAGAUAUCAUUCAGCCAGUGUUGUCUCUACAGGAUAUUGAAGGUCUGACUUCCCUUCCCAUGGAGCAAGAGGCAUAUGGUGGAACAAAAUCGUAUGAUGUUGAGGUUGAUCAGUGGAGAAACAGAUUCACUGCUCCUGGCGAGGAGCCUUACAAGACAUUGCCUGGAGAUGUAUUUGUUUUAGCAGAUGCCAAACCCGAGGAUGUUUCUGAUUUACAAAGAAUAGGAAGAUAAUGGGAUUUUGUAGCUGUCACCAAAAUUCCAGAGGCUGUGAAUAAGGAUGAUGAUGUGAAUGAGGAUGAUGAGGAUGAUGAUGUGAAUGAGGAUGAUAGCACAUCAACCAGAUUUGAAGUCAAAGUAUUGCAAGACAUUGAAGUUGACGUUGGGAACCAUAAGUCUUCGUUUGUGAUUUUCUUGAUAAAUACAAUCCCUAACAAGAGAAUAUGGAACGCAUUGCACAUGCGGAGAAAUCUACAGAUUAUCAAGAAAGUUUUGUGCAGUAAUUCUUUGAUUGAGGAAGAUUGUGAUAUCUGCUCUGCCGAGAUUGAUGGCAGAUGGCAUGAGAAAUUUGGGACCAGUAUAAAUUAUAAACUGAAUGAACCCCAAACCCAGACAUUUCUGGCAUGUCUUCGUAAGAUGCAUUGCAGCCACAAGACGGAAGUGGAACUUAUAUGGGGCCCGCCCGGCACUGGGAAAACAAAAAUCAUUAGUACUCUGCUCUUAUCGUUUUUUAGAAUGGGAUAUAGAACUCUUACCUGUGCCCCAACAAAUGUUGCAGUUAGUGGCCUACUGCAUAACAGAGUUGGUGAAAGAAGCGCUUGAAACUGAUGAUUCGUUUUGCUCAUUGGGAGAUAUUCUUUUGUUUGGAAAUAAGGAGCGACUCAAACUUGGUUCAGACAUUGAAGAGAUAUAUUUAGAUUAUCGGGUCCAAAGGCUUACAGAGUGCUUGGGAUAUCUGACUGGUUGGACUGAUUCAAUGAUUGAUCUUCUUGAGGAUUGUGUUUCCCAGUACCACAUGCUCUAGGAAAAUGAAUCGACAAGAGAGAGAGAAAAGAGCAAAGAAAAAGAGAUCAAAGAGGAAAGCAGGGAGGAAACUGAUGCUAGCAACGAAAUGUACAAGUCAUUUCUUGAUUUUGUGAGAAAAAGAUUCGUUUCCAUUUCAUCACCACUCAAAAAUUGUUUUCUAGUCUUCUGUACGCAUUUACCCAAAAGUUACACUCAAAGCAAUUUCAAAAACAUGAUUUCUCUAAUUGGCCUGCUUGAGUCUUUUGAAACCUUAUUGUUUCAAGAUAGUGUGGAGUCUGAAGUACUGGAGGAGCUUUUUUCUCGUUUAGAAGUAGUUAGAGAUACUUCGCAGCCACUUAUGGAUAUUCACUUCCAGUUGCAAGGAAGGAGAAGAGAAUGCCUUUCUGUUCUAAAAACUCUUCAGGGUUAUGAACUUGAGCUUCCAAUGGGUAUGGACGAAGAAUCAAUAAUGGAUUUUUGUCUUCAAGCGGCUUCCUUACUUUUAUGCACUGCUUCAAGUUCUUACAAACUGCGUUCGGUGGCAAUGAGACCACUGAGCAUUCUGGUUAAACUUCCAGGUUUAAGGCAUGCUAUGUUAGAAUUUUCAACUUGAGAAAAGGAAUGUGAGAAAAGGAAUGAGAUGAGACGAGACAACUUGUGAGGUGAAGAAAA